AUGAAUGUGCCACCACAGCUGCUCCAUCAGUUGCCGUUGCUUGCGAUUUUUGUCGUGCCGGUCACCAGCGCCUACUUUGGACUCACCAGGAUCAAUAUGAAGAGUGCGAUACAUUUUCAGCAGGGAACCAGAGGUUCUUCAGCGUGGCGAGCUGCGCUUACGAUGAGCACAUUGACGAUCCCAUCAUUUGCGUUUUGGUGUUUACUGCUGCGCGGACCAUCAGCUCUGGCGUAUCAACUUGGAUUCUCGUUAGCUAUUGUGGUGGUAUUCUGUUCAGUGGCCAGUAUACUACAUUACGUACCGUCACCGAGUCUAUUCGCUUAUCCGCAAUUGCGGUUCCAGUCCAGUAAUUUACGCUUCGCACUCUCGAUUCUGCAAACCGUCGUCACCUUCCUGUGUAUUCUGCUGGUUCUGCUCCACUCUUCGUCGAUGCUCGCCUCCGUCUCGUUAUUCUCACUUUACCUCUGCGUGGCUCUUGUCGCCUUCUUCCCACUUUUCGCCGUCGUCUUCUCCGGAUACUCCAGCAUUAUGACCUUAUCGCUAGUUCUACACACAUUUUGCAUCCUCUUCGGUAUCGGUGUAUUCCUUGUCUUUGGGAUUAAAGACGUCACAUCCUUCCGAACGAUCGUCCCCUAUGAGUUCACAAUGUCCGACGCUGUUUUAUCGCUUUUUGUCGGAUUCAUUGUCUCUUUGUAUCAGUUGACUUCGAGUCCGCUGCUUUAUCAGGCCUACUUUCCUAUUCCUACGCUCUAUAAGCUACGAUUGACUCUCGUAUUCCACGGAGUUUUCCAAUUAUUCUCGUCCAUCUUGGUUUUCCUCACUAUUUCGCUAUUUUAUGCGUUUCUCGAGAAAAACUGCUCAUUAAGCUUUUCAUAUCAAACGCUUUUCCAGUUUGCGAAGUACACCGUCCCUCAUCCAGCCCUGGCUUACGCUGUGAUUGUAUCAUUUCUGUCAGUUUUCACAUUUUGCAUUCAGUGGUUGUACAUGUGCAUUACGACACAUGUAUGGGAGGAAUUUGUGAAGGUACAUCUGAGGGAUCUUGGUUCCAUGAAACAACUUUGCUGUCUUCAGUCAAUUUUACUGCUCAUAUGUGCGAUUUCUGUAAGUAUAGUAUCUGCGAUUCGUUUUUUCCAAAUUCCCUACGAUAUCUUGACUCCUUCACUGAUGUUGUCCAUUCUGACAAUUUGUGCUGGAAUGUGCGGAAUUUUCAUGUGCGGUUAUUUUCUACCGUUCUGUAAUUCAAGAGGAGCUUUGACGUCCCUGAUUAUCACUACCAUUUCCUCGCUUUGUCUAUUCUACCUCUACGCUUCGCACAACACUUUGCCAACACUGAAGAGCAGCUGCUCAGCUGAGACAGUCGCCAAUUCUACGGUUCUUGUAAGGUCGUUCAAUAUGGAAAAAAUGGUGUUGAUGGCAUCUCAAAUGCCUUUAUAUUCUCAUCCAAUCGUCGCUUUUGUGAUGAGCGUAGUGAUCUGUCCGAUCGUCUCGUUCUUCACCGGCGGCCAGGAUCAAAUGAGUCUCGACUGGAAUCUGCUUGUUGUCCCCGGCUCAUUGGGACGCGGUUCCGCCUACAGUAAACGGCCGUUUGUGGAAAGUGAAUCGUUUCGCUACGCACAGCACACAGCUGGACCCGGUCUACUGAAACAUCAGCGAUAG
Molecule: messenger RNA, 1656 nt
Organism: Necator americanus (New World hookworm)
Lineage: Eukaryota; Metazoa; Nematoda; Chromadorea; Rhabditida; Ancylostomatidae
Exons: 13
Coding region: 1-1656 (551 amino acids)
Biological process (GO): transmembrane transport
Cellular component (GO): membrane
Molecular function (GO): transmembrane transporter activity
Source: RefSeq, a predicted model, not a curated record